This is a messenger RNA of Lytechinus variegatus (green sea urchin), 780 nucleotides long. RefSeq lists its product as uncharacterized. The transcript has 5 exons. Bases 1 to 780 code for a protein of 259 amino acids. Lineage: Eukaryota; Metazoa; Echinodermata; Echinoidea; Temnopleuroida; Toxopneustidae. The record is from RefSeq and is a predicted model, not a curated record.
AUGACUGGCACUGUGCUGUGCUGUACACAAAAUAACUUUCUGUAUCUUCGAGGUGGGAUCGCCAAACUCGUAACAGAGGUCCAUCUCUUGAAGAUUGAGACUCUUGAUCUCCAUGUUGAUCUCAGUCAACGUCCGUUUGCAUCACGUGAUGUCGCUCAAUUCAUCUGUAAGCUGAAUCAUCUGAAGACCCUUAAACUCGAAGGUCGGUAUCAUUAUGACUUCUACUCAACAUUAUCGUCGACGGCAACAACUGUAAAGGAUAACUGCAACACAAGCUCAAGUGUGACUGAUCUAACCGUUACUGAUUGGACACUAAAAGAAUGGCAGGAUUGUGGAUCGAUGUUUGACAAUGUGAAGAGGUUCACUUCACAGGUACUGGAAUCGAUCAGAUGUGACGUCAUCCAGAGGAUCCAUCUACCAGCAGUGACAGAGCUCACCAUUCAAACACAUGAGUUUGCUCGUGAACCGGCUUCUCUCCACGAUGAUCACACCUCACUACCCAAUGCUCUCCACAAGGUCUCAUCUCAGCUUGUCAAGGUCACAUUCACAGAUGUCAACACCGGUAACAAUCAGACCAAACGCAUUAUUCAAGCUUUCAGAUCAACACACGAUCUAAACCACGUUAAUACUAUUAGGUUCAUAAGAUGUGGGACUGAUGAGAGCUUCGAUUCUUGUAUUGACUCCAAUGAUGAAUAUAAAAUCAAUGUGGAGAUAGUACAUGGCAAACCAGUGGGUAUUGAUCUAGGCCUAGAACAACCUUCAGGACUUAGCCUGGCUUAG